ACAUGUGGUUGGUUUGAGAUGCUGAUUUUUUGGUCAGUAAAAAAUUCUGCAGUUUGACCUUGUUUUUUUCUUUAGUCAAUUACAUAAAUUGGAGAAAAUGUUCACCCGAAGAUUGUUGGCCACAUCUCAACGUAGUUUAUUCGGCCAAUCAACGGCAACUGGAUGGCAACUGUCCACACUGGCGAAUAAAUCGAAACCACUUUUGCCGUCAUAUUGUUUUGGUUCAAGUGGUGUUGUGCAUAAUAAUCAACAACAAUUGUCACGACGAAACAUUCAUACAUCAUCAGUGUUGUGUGCAAAAGAUUACUAUAACAUUUUAGGCGUCGAUAAGAAUGCGUCGGCCAAAGAAAUCAAAAAAGCCUAUUAUGAAUUGGCCAAGAAAUAUCAUCCGGAUACGAAUAAAAAGGAUCCGAAUGCCGCGAAAAAAUUCCAAGAAGUCUCUGAAGCAUACCAAGUACUGUCCGAUGAUGGCAAACGUAAACAGUAUGACGAUUUCCAAAAAUUUGGCGGUAGUACUGGAGAUUUCAAUUCAGCUGCUGGUGGUGGUGGUGGUGGAGGAUUCUCCGGUUGGCAACAAGGUUUCACUUCAGGAUUCAACAGCGAAGAUAUAUUUCGACAGGUUUUUGAAGAGAUGCGAAAUUUUGCCGGUGGCGGCAGCGCCGGAUUCAGUGAUGAAUAUGGAUUCAGUACACCAUUGCAGAUGGACAUGAGUCUUAGUUUCACGGAAGCUGCCAAAGGCAUUCAAAAAGAAGUUCAUAUCGAUGUCAUGGAUACUUGUCCCAAAUGUCAUGGAUCAAAAUCUCGUGGUGAUGAGAAACCAGUAAAAUGUCCAUACUGUCAAGGUACCGGAAUGGAAACCGUUUCGAAUGGCCCGUUUAUAAUGCGUACUACAUGUCGAAAAUGCCAUGGAACACGCGUGUUGAUCAAAAAUCCUUGUCGAGAAUGUCACGGCGAAGGUAUCACCAAACAACGGAAAAAGAUUCUGAUAAACGUACCACCAGGUGUUGAUGAUGGCCAAAGUAUUCGCAUGAAAGUCGGCAACAAAGAGCUAUACAUAACGUUUCGGGUAUCACGUUCAAAUCAUUUUCGUCGUGAUGGUGCCGACAUACAUUCCGAUGUUGAAGUGAAUCUAUUUCAAGCCAUUCUUGGCGGGUCAAUACCCAUACAAGGUUUAUACGAAAAUCUAACGCUCAAAAUUCAACCCGGUACCACAUCACAUACACGAAUUCGUCUGCCAGAAAAAGGCAUCACCCGUGUCAACAGCUAUGGCAAAGGGGAUCACUAUGUCCAUGUCAAAAUAAAUGUGCCCACGAGUAUGACUAAAAAGCAAAAAGCAUUGUGGCUAGUUCUGGCCGAAAUGGACGAUUCAUUACUGAGAGGAAUCAUCAAUGGAAUCGUCAAUACACGUAGUGGUGGCCGUGUUGUGGAAGGUGAUGCUGAAUUCGAAGAAUACGUCAACAUUAUCAAACAAGCAAUGGACGAUAUCGAUGAAACCAAGGAUAAAAAUUCGGACCGUAAUUCAUGAGUUUUUGCCGAUAAACAAUCAACACAACACGAAUAAUUAUUAUUUGUAAAUAUCGAAAUUUCAAUUCUCCAAUUAGAUUAUUUUGCCUUGUUAGAAAUUAUGAGUUAGAAUUUGAUGAAUUUGUUGGAAUAAAAUUUCAAUUAUCAAACUUG
This is a messenger RNA of Dermatophagoides farinae (American house dust mite), 1677 nucleotides long. RefSeq names its product dnaJ homolog l(2)tid, mitochondrial. Gene Ontology annotation, biological process: mitochondrion organization; protein folding; negative regulation of apoptotic process. The record is from RefSeq and is a predicted model, not a curated record. Gene Ontology annotation, molecular function: heat shock protein binding; ATP binding. Gene Ontology annotation, cellular component: mitochondrion. NCBI's taxonomy places the organism in Eukaryota, Metazoa, Arthropoda, Arachnida, Sarcoptiformes, Pyroglyphidae.